AUGAAAAAGGGCGGCAAAAAGGAGGGCCCCGUUGGAGAAAACAGCCCAGCAUCGGAUGAUUGUGAAUGUGGACCAAGGGACCGAUUUCGAUGUACAUCGGAAGAAGUAUUUAUGUGUGUGCCAAAGGGUAACGAAAAAGACGGUUUUUUGGAGUCGUUCCGAGACGGAGACCAGGCAUCCUACACGUUGUGCAACUCAUACGUUGCAUUUGAAGUGGAGUGCACCGAAACGCAACCCGAAAACAGCAAGACGUGCAGUUGUUACGAUGAAGGUGACGCUACAUGCAUGGCCUUCUCUGGAUCAGCAUUUAGUUGCACUUACAAAGAUAAACAGAUGACGUACACAAUUUCCAAUUCGAUUUGUGAGUCAGAGGACAAUUCAUCUACAACUGUGAACAUCCCCGAUACGACUGAAACCACCACAGCGGUGUCAAAAAUGUUUCGAGUAAAGCCUACCCUUCAGAAAACCACUGGUUACGUCACCACGUUGAAACUAACAGACCCAAUCACUGCGAUGGGAAAAGCAACGUCACCUACUCAGCCAGACUCGGCCGUCACAAGUUCAACCGGGGGAUCGCCCCCAAGCACCCGCCUGGUGACUAACACUGUGAAAAUAGACAUCCCUACACCUUCUUAUGGACGUGGUAAUAUACCUGUUGCAAUCGGGGUAUCACUUACCCUCAACGUCCUCUUGGUGGCGCUCGUUAUUUUCGUGUGCUGGAAAAAAGGCGGGAAACGAUUUUGUACGAAGUCUCGCAGAAAGUUCAACCGUUCCCAGACGUCAACUUUGAACCCAGAUAGUUCUGCAUCAGCAGGAAGAGUGAAUCCCACAUACGACCUUGACGGGAGACUAGCUGGUGGUGACGUCUUACAUCUUACGUCACUCGCCAAUGUCCAGAAGGAGGAGGAAGGCUAUGCCGAAAUUCCGCCAAGAGAAUACGCGCCGUACAUGCCAGACCAUCCGACAACCUCCUACACAGCCUUGCAGAAAGUCAGAUCAACGGGCAGUGAUGACAACGACGAUCCGCCGGUGUACACCCCGAUACCUGUGAGCAACAAGCCCGCAAAAACCUCCUCGACAGAUGACGACUACGUCGAGCCUGAUACAGUCACACUCCAUCCGGGCGAGGGGGCCAAUGGUGCGUCCGCCCUCAACUCAUCUGUGCUUGGUAAACGACAAGGGAGACAUCAAGAUGCCCGGUCACCGAAUCCAAAGAGUGGUGGGUAUGUUGACGUGGAUUCCCCGCCAGUCGUGUUCUCUGAGACACCUAGCGCCCCGAGGACAAGCUUCGCAGAUUCUCAAGACCAAGAUCCCGAAGAUGCUUAUUAUUUUAAACUUCGGGGGCUCUCCGCGGAUACAGCACCCGGUGAGCUUGAUCAGGAACGGUUAGACCACCCUACUGCGGACAGUGGCCAGUAUCAAUCGCUUGGGGCUUCAUCGGCAACAUUGUCUGCAGAUACCAAGCUGGUGGAUGAUGGUGAUGCGUAUAAUUUGCUCGGUCGAAACGCGAUUAAUCUAGCUAAGACUGCAGCUAACGCCACCACCAACAGCAAUUACGACCACAUGGUCAUCCAGGCAGCAGCUCACAAUGACGGGGGAAAUAAUGCAUACGACACCGUCGAGCGACACCGUCUUCAGACCGCUCUCAAGAUCGGGGACGCGCAACAAGGGGCCACAGGUGGCAUUAUCAACAGCAACACUGACCUGAAAAGACAGACUGCAGGGUAUGAUACAUUCGAACGUCCCGGUAUAAAACAUGCGAUCAAUACGACUGGGGAGGGAGAUUACAGCCUGGCAAUGCCGCUCGUCUAGAGGGCGCUUUACGACAGCUCGAUAUUCGGAACCAUGGGUAUGACGCAUAACAUCAACCAAAGAGCAUUUUCGAAACUACGACCUCGGUAUACAUGUAUAGGUUUCAGCUCCGUCAGCGAUUUUGAUUAUCUUGGGACACACGAACAAGGUGGACAGAAAGGAACUCGAAACAGUGAUUACGAAAAGGCCAACCGGAGAUACACAUUUCGGUCAUCUUGUUCAUUCAGACGAACUGUUGUACGGAGUGCUGAAAAAUCAUGAUCCAUGGGCCUAAAUUUAUUACGCAAUUAAAGCAGGGUAAGUGACAUAGCAAUAACCAACAAAUACAAAACUAACACUAUACCUGUUUUUUCUAAGCAAUUCAUUUUAUUUAGUAUCACUUUACAGUUUUUACAAACCAAAUUCGUGAUAUUCUACCAAAUUUGGGAUUCACACAUUAUCUUUUUAAGGACUAUCUACUGAGAUGAUGAAACUCUGAGAGUUAAACAGAUCACAAAUAAAUAAA
Asterias rubens (European starfish) is the source of this 2317-nucleotide messenger RNA. RefSeq lists its product as uncharacterized. The record is from RefSeq and is a predicted model, not a curated record. Bases 1 to 1812 code for a protein of 603 amino acids. NCBI's taxonomy places the organism in Eukaryota, Metazoa, Echinodermata, Asteroidea, Forcipulatida, Asteriidae. The transcript is spliced from 8 exons.